CAACCAAGUGACGAGGUCAUCCAUCAUACGAGAGAGAGGGACCAAAACGAGAAAACUAACGUUUGAAACCCUAAUAAUUCCCCCGCUCUCUCAAGAAAACGAAAUCCGCUUUCCAAUUCAUUCACCCAUCAGAACUCCUGCCCGACUCGCGCAUGAACUUGAUGAAGACCUCCUCAUGACAUCUCAAUUCCCAUUGUUUGCCAACCGUGCGACAGAAUCCUCAAGCUCUUGCUCAGUCAGCCACAGCCAAAGGAACAUCCGGAAUUCGUCUCCGUGUUUGCGUGUCAAUUCGUUCGGGGAAGCUGAAUUCGAGAAGUCAUCUGGGUUUUUUUUUUUCCUACUGUUGCUGAUUUCAAGUUCGAGCUGUACUUGAGGAGGGAUUCGAAUCGCUGUAAAGCUUUUUAGCAGUUUGAGAGCCUUAGUUUGGUAGAUAGAUAGACAUAGGGGUUUUGAAUUCUUCCUGCCACUGUGAUCUGUGGAAGAAUAAGCGGCGUCCUGGAUUCUUGCUAAAGUCAUAUUUGUGGUUAGCUGCACCAUGAAAGAUUGAUAUGGAUCCAGAAAGCAAGAAUUUUGGAAACGGACCGAGAGAAUUGACUGGUGCUGUAGAUCUCAUAAAUCACUUUAAGCUGUCACCCCAUCAUGAAUUUUUCUGCAAGAAGUCCCUACCAUUGUCACUUUCUGACACCCACUAUCUUCAUAAUUUGGUGGGAGAUACUGAAAUUCGGAAAGGAGAGGGGAUGCAGUUGGAUCAGCUCAUUCAGAGUACAUCAAACGGGAGAGAUUCUCACUUCCGCAUACAACCUUUUGACCUAGAUUCUCUCGGAGAUGCAUUCCAUCUGAGGGAAACCACCCGUGUUGACUUACCUGCAACGGAGAAGGGGAUGCCAACCAUUUCAGGAAAAUCAAGAAGUGAAUCAAAGGAUAAGGAGAAAAAGCAUAAAAAGCAUAAAGAUAGAGAUAAGGAGAAAGAUAAAGAGCAUAAGAAGCACAAGCAUCGUCAUAAAGAUCGGGGCAAAGACAAAGACAAAGACAAGGAAAGGAAAAAGGACAAAGUUGGGCAGCAUGAUUCAGGAGUUGACAACUCCAAAAAACAUCAUGAAAAGAAAAGGAAGCAUGAUGGAGAUGAAGAUCUUAACGAGCACAAACACAAGAAAAGUAAGCAUAAGAGUGCAAAGCUUGACGAGGUGGGAGUCAUAAGAGUCGCGGGAUGAUGUGGUGGCAUAUUAUAAUAGUUCACGUGCUGUCUUCAUGUUUUGUCAGUAAAGGCACUGGGGAUUUCUCUUACCGUUACUUAAGAGUGACUGAAACCGAAGAUUUGAAGGUGAAUUUACCUUUGAAGAAUAUUCAGAUGUGAGACCCAUGUAACGACAGGAUCCAACACAUUGUGAUUUUCAGUGGGGGGCUGAAAAUCAGGUUGGGAUGAUACGGUCUUUCGCAGUGGUUCCAUGAAGCUCUAUCGCCAGCGUGCAACUCGUUUCCAUUUGUUUUCUAUCAGGGUUGAAUGGUUGGUUCGGUUACACUCCUUUUUGUGAGGAUUCUGAUCACAUGUUUACUGUCAUGAUUACCCCUGGGACAUUUUCCCCUUUUACAUUCUUUUGCCCGAUAUUUGUGAACUGGCCAAGUUUUGUUCCCCCACCCUUUGUAAGAACAAGAUGCUAAUCCUUAUUUCCUGUCAGACCAGCAAAUCUCGACAUUAACAAGCUCCAACAUACGACUGACUUAAAUUAUUUCAUCGUGGCGUCCCUUUAGAUGUUCCAUAGCUGAAAACUCAAAACU
This is a messenger RNA of Rhodamnia argentea, 1776 nucleotides long. Its product is annotated as mediator of RNA polymerase II transcription subunit 19a. Lineage: Eukaryota; Viridiplantae; Streptophyta; Magnoliopsida; Myrtales; Myrtaceae. Gene Ontology annotation, molecular function: transcription coregulator activity; transcription factor binding. The transcript is spliced from 8 exons. Bases 549 to 1211 code for a protein of 220 amino acids. Gene Ontology annotation, cellular component: mediator complex. Gene Ontology annotation, biological process: positive regulation of transcription by RNA polymerase II. The record is from RefSeq and is a predicted model, not a curated record.